GUAGCUGGCGGCGGCGGCGGCGGGAGCCGUCGCCGCCGGGGCUGGCGCCCCUGCCUGUGAGCCCCGGCGCGGGUGGGGCUGGGCGGAGACUCGAAGCUGCUCCAGGGCUGGACCCUGAGGAGAGCGUUGUUGGCGCUCGGCCGGGGCGAUGCGGCCACGAGGAGCCCGAGCCCGGGCGCGGCGACAGUGACCGGGCAGCUCCUCAGCGGCCCGGCUGCCGGCUCCGCUCGCCGCGACCGCGAGGCCGCCCCGCGCCGACCGCCGCGCUCCCGCCGACGCCGGCGGCGGCGCCCGUGGUGGCUGUGGUGGCGACGCCAGAGGGGGCGGCGGCGGCGGCGGCGGCGGCGGCCCCGGCGAGGCAGCGCGCCGCGGCCCCCGGAGCGGGUGGAGCCGUGCGAGGGAUGCGUGGAAGCCGCGGCGCCUCCUCCUGCUCCUGCUCCUCGAAAGCGCCGGUUUUCGCGGCCGCGGCCGCGGCGGCGAACCAUGGAGGUCGAGAACAUCACGGCCAACACGUUGCUGCUGAGAGCGCGCCUAGGAGGAUAUGGCAAAAAAAGCGGUCGCAGUAAAAAAUGGAAGGAGAUCCUGAAGCUGCCGGCUGUGAGCCAGUGCAGCGAGCUCAGGCAGUCGAUUGAAAGGGAUUAUUGUAGUCUUUGUGACAAACAGCCAAUAGGAAGACUUCUCUUCAGGCAAUUUUGUGACACAAAACCUGGUCUAAAGAGGCGCAUUGAAUUCUUGGACGCAGUGGCAGAAUAUGAAGUUGCCAUAGAUGAGGACCAAGAACAUUGUGGACUGUGCAUUCUAGAGGAAUUCUUCAGCAAUGAGAAAUCGGCAGUCUGUUUACCAGAAAUACCUCCAGGUGUUGUGAAAGAAUGUAAACUGAGGCUGAAGCAGAACCCUUCCAAAAAAGCCUUUGAGGAAUGCACUGGAAUUGUCCAUAGCUAUUUAAGCAAAAAACCAUUUGAAGAAUACCAAGAAAGCUCAUAUUUUUCUCGGUUUUUACAAUGGAAAUGGCUGGAAAGGCAACCAGUAACAAAGAACACAUUUAGACAUUACAGAGUUCUAGGAAAAGGCGGAUUUGGAGAGGUUUGUGCCUGUCAAGUGCGAGCCACAGGAAAAAUGUAUGCCUGUAAAAAGCUAGAAAAAAAAAGAAUAAAGAAGAGGAAAGGUGAAGCCAUGGCUUUGAACGAGAAAAAACUGCUAGAAAAAGUGAACAGCAGAUUUGUAGUUAGUUUAGCCUACACUUACGAAACCAAAGACACCCUGUGUUUGGUGCUGACCAUCAUGAAUGGAGGGGACUUGAAGUUUCACAUUUACAACCUGGGCAACCCUGGCUUUGAUGAGCAGAGAGCCGUCUUCUAUGCUGCAGAGCUGUGCUGCGGUUUGGAGGAUUUGCAGAGGGAACGGAUUGUAUACAGAGAUUUAAAGCCUGAGAAUAUUCUCCUGGACGACCACGGACAUAUCCGGAUUUCAGAUCUUGGCUUGGCCCUGGAGGUCCCGGAAGGGGAGACAGUUCGAGGAAGGGUCGGAACAGUCGGCUACAUGGCUCCUGAAGUUAUCGAUAAUGAAAACUACACCUUUAGCCCUGAUUGGUGGGGGCUUGGCUGUCUGAUUUAUGAAAUGAUCCAGGGGCAUUCUCCGUUCAGGAAGUUCAAGGAGAAGGUGAAGCGGGAGGAGAUCGAGCGCAGAGUGAAGACGGACACUGAGGUUUAUUCCGCCAAGUUCUCCGCGGAUGCCAGGUCCAUCUGCAGGAUGUUGCUCACCAAGAACCCCAAGGACCGGCUGGGCUGCAGGGGCGAAGGAGCUGCGGGGGUGAAGCGGCACCCCGUGUUUCAGGACAUCAACUUCAGCAGGCUGGAGGUGCACCUGUUAGCUGCCCCCUUCUACCCUGAUCCUCAUUCGGUUUACUGUAAGGAUGUCCUGGAUAUCGGGCAGUUCUCUGUCAUCAAAGGAGUCUACCUGGACACCACAGACAGCAGCUUCUACGCUCAGUUUGUUACGGGCUGUGUCCCCAUCCCCUGGCAGAACGAGAUGAUCGAGUCUGGGUGUUUCAAGGACAUCAAUGAAAGUGAAAGUGAGGAAAACCUGCUUGUGGAGGAGAAACGACGCACUUCAGUCCAUAAGCCAAAGAGAAACUUCUUCUACAGACUCUUCCGAAGAGGGGGCUGCCUGAGCGUCGAGAAGGAAGCGGAGCCGAGCUGCUGAGCGCUCGCUGUGCAGGCUGCCGAGCCGACGCAAGACGGAGGAGCAGGUGCUGUGUGCUGCCUUCCCCAGGAGCUGUAAUAAACGCGUGUGACACAGCUGAAACCGCUCUUUACAUUGAUGCCUGCAUUGUCUUCCAAGAAGAGCUGGGCUGAAGGAAGCCUGCGAGCAUGCUGCGGGCCAGGAACGCCAGGUGUGGACGCCUCGUGCCCUUGGAGAGGCGAGCGAGCAACCCUGCGGCUCACACGGGCUGUGCAGCCAGGCCGGGUCCUCCCUGUCCCCAGAGCAGUGAGCAUGUGUCCCGACAGCCAUGCUGUCCCCGCUUCCUGAGCUCACCGUCUCUGUGGCUGGCUGGCCGUUUCCUGAGCCUCCGUGAGCUGGCGGUCAGAGGCCCUGGUUUCUCUCCCAGGUGUGACAGCCUCACACUGUGGGGGCCCAGAGGCUGAGCCGUGCCUGGGGUGGCCGCACCACCCGCACAGGCGUUCCUUCCCCCGAGGUGUGCAGGAGGUGGUGUCGGAAGGAGAGGCAGACGCAGUCCCGGGCACGACGAGAGGUGGCAGCCUCCCGAGGAGAGGCCGAAACCGCAGCACCACAGCCCCAGCCCUGGGUUCAACUCAAACACAGAAAACAAAACAAAACUGCUUCUGGUAAUUCAUUCAACCCAGUAUGUCCAAAUGCUGUUUUUGAAGGUUUAUUUACUUACUUGUUUAUUUGAAAGGCAGAGUUCAGAGACAGGAGAGACGCACACAGAGAUGGAGAUCUUCCAUCCAUUGGUUCACUUGCCAAGUGGCCACUCGCCGGUCACAGGGCCGGGCCAGGCUGAAGUCGGGAGCCAUGAGCUUCAUCGGGGUCUCCCAUGUGGGUGCAGGGGUGUUGGUCCACCCUCUGCUGCUUUUCCCAGGGGCAUUAGGGAGCUGGAUGGCGGGUGGAGCAGCCAGGACUUGAGCUGGCACCCACAGGGGAUGCCAGUGUCAUAGAUGACUGCUUAACCUGCUGUGCUGCAGCACCAGCCUCCAUCAACAUCAACGUAGUUGAGGUGUUUUGUAGUCUUUGUUUUGUACUGACGUACUCAAACGCCAGGGUGUAGGUCACCGUACAGCACCUGGCCUCCCUGUAUUUCAGAUGCUCAGCAGCCAGCUGUGGCUGCAGGCUGAAGUGCGUGGCAGGGCACAGCUUUUCUCAUGACUGUUUUCCAUGGGCUGCUCUCUUAAGUCCCAGUGAGGCAGAGGAGGAGAGAAAGAAUCUUCCAUUCGCUGGUUCACGCCCCAGGUGGUCGCAACGUCUGAGGCUGGGUUGGGCUGAAGCCAGGAGCCUGGAGCUCCGUCCAGGUCUCCCGUGUGGGUGCAGGCACUUAGGCCCUCGUCCGCUGCUUUCCCAGGCACAUGAGCAGGGAGCUGGCUCGGCGGAGUGAAGCUGCCGCCCGUGGGGGGGGGGGCACCAUUGCAGGCAGCAGCUCAGCCUGCCGCAUCACAAAACCUGCCCCCUCCGUGAACUUUCUAAAGACCCUCGUGCAUGGCUUUCAAAACAUUUCGCACCAAAACAAACAUGUCUUUGAAAUUCUAGUUUUCCCAUGAACUUUUUGAAACCCCUCACACGUUAAGUGCUGUGCCGUCUGUGAGUGGCAGCUCUGAGGCCCGCACUCGAGUCAUGUGGUGGUGUGGCGUGCAGCCUGGUCCAGGGCUCUCCAGGACACAAGACCGCCUCGGCACACACACAGCUCACUCUUGGAAAACAGCCCAAACUCCCUUGGCACUGAACAGGACUGAGUACAGGUCCAAGUGAAGGGAAAGACCCCUCCCCACUCUGAGGAGAGCUCCUGGGCAGAGGGUCCUCUCUCCUGUCUGGCCCACCCAGCCUGCUCCUGCAAUCCCUCUGCUGCUGCUGCUGCUGCUGCUGCUGCUUCUUCUUCUUCUUCUUCUUCUUCUUCUUCUUCUUCUUCUUCUCUUCUUCCUUCUUCCUUCUUCCUUCUUCUUCUUCUUUUUAUUUGAAAGGCAGAGAGAGAGAAGGAGGGAGGGAGAGGGAGAGAGAAUAUCUUGCAUCCACUGGUUCACUCCCCAAAAUGGCCACCCUGGGCCGGGCUGGGCCAAAGCAGGAGGCAGGGGCUUCAUCCGGGUCUCCCAUGUGGGUGUAGGGCCCAAGCACUUGGGCAUCUUCCACUGCUUUCCCAGGCCACAGCAGAGAGCUGGAUGGGAAGUGGAGCAGCUGGGGCUUGAACUGGCGCCCAUAUGGGAUGGCGGCACUGCAGGCGGCAGCUUUACCUGCUGUGCCACAGCGCCGGCCCCCACAAUCCCUCUCCUAACAGCACUGUUGGAGACAACUGCUUAAACAUCUCUGUUGGAGACGCCUUUGAUGCGACUCUGACUGAAGGAAGCCAAGUUCCCGGGACCACUUGAGCCCUGUCGCUGAUGGCAGCUCCACAGAGGCGCACAGAGGACACGGCGGAUGUCGGGACAUACGCCCCCACGCGGAGUCCGCCAAACCCACGCAGAAGGAGCUAGAAAAGUGUCCUGCGUGCCUCCAGCGACACACAGACACACAACAGCCAUGUGCAAGGCACGAACCAUGACUGCGUCCUCGUCACAAAAACACGAAAAACACGUGCGAGACACUCGGAGCAUUUGGAAAUGUGACUCGGGACCUGAUGUGAUGAUGGUGGAGAGUGGUGUGAAGGUGGUGCCGUGGCUUCGAGUCUUGAGGCACCUGCAGACAGCGACUCCUCUUCCUGGGGGAGGGUGCCACACGGGGGACAGCAGCUGUGGUGGGACGGGACAGCUGUCGGACGCGGGGGGCUGGUCUGCACCCUCCCAGCUUUCUGUGUGUGUGAAGCGAAAGGCCCGUCUGCUGUGCGAAGGGAGCUGUGCGGAGCCCCAGUGGCCGGCCUGGCCGCACACGUGAUUUGUGCUACGAUUGGGAAGCAGAAGCAGCCACUCCUCCACGCUCUCCACACCCACAGGGCAACCUGGCGCGUCGUUGCUGCAUUUUUCUAAACUGCUAACCGCUGUUUGAGGGAUGGAUGCUGAAAGGAAAAAUACUUGUGUUCAUUAAGUAUUGCAUUUUACACCCACAUGUCUUGCAUUUGUUUAUAAUGUAAGCCAGGCUUACCUCCGAAAAGCAAUACAAGGCUCCCAGCAGCAGAACUGAAGGCGUGGAUGCUGAGGGUCAGCCUUGUAGUCACUCAGUGGUACAGGAGAAAGGCUGGCUUUACCUGGGGAUUGGGCUGGGAGUCAUUGCUCCCACAGGGCUCCAAGUACUUUCUUUUUAACUCAAACAGCAGAGAGAGCGAGAGAGUACCAGUGCUCCCGUCUGCCGACUCACUCCCCAGAUGCGGGUAGCAGGAGGCCAGGAGCUGGGAACCUCCCCAGGUCUCCCACCUGGGUGGCAGGGACCCAGGCCCUGGAGCCCUCACUGCAGGCUCCCAGGGUGUGCACUAACGGGACCUGGAAUCUGGAGCAGAGCUGGGACUUGAACCCGGGCGUUCUGAUAAGGAUGUGGGCAUCCCCACUGGUGCCUUAGUUUCUAGGCCAAAGGCCUGCCCAUACCACGGGCCUUAAACUAAUCCAUCCGCUUUUUACUGUGCUCCUGCUGUGUCAGGAGACAGGCAGGACCCUGUCCUCGUGAGUAUUGCAGUAGGAGAUCGAGCAUCUCCGGGAGGACCAGAUGGAAAGCGAGUGCUGGGCUGGGGAUCCUGUCAGCAGGGGCAGAAGGGGAGAGGGGCCAGUGCUGCGGCUCACUAGGCUAACCCUCCGUCUGUGGCGCCGGCACACUGGGUUCUAGUGCCGGUCGCUCCUCUUCCAGGCCAGCUCUCUGCUGUGGCCCGGGAAUGCAGUGGAGGAUGGCCCAAGUGCUUGGGCCCUGCACCCCAUGGGAGACCAGAAGGAGGCAUCUGGCUCCUGGCUUCGGAUCAGCGCAGUGUGCCGGCCGCAGCGUGCCAGCCAUUGGAGGGUGAACCAACAGCAAAAGGAAGACCUUUCUCUCUGUCUCUCUCUCACUGUCCACUCUGCCUGUCAAAAAAAAAAAGGGGGGGGGAGAGAGAUUUGGGGAGAGCACAUCUGGGACCCAGUGAGCUCUCUCCCCUUACCAACGCUCCUCUCUGCUCAACUGGCUGUCCCAGCGGCGAGCAGCCAGGCCUGUGUGUCCAGGAAGGAACUUGUAAUGAUGUUUGGGGCAGAGAAGUGGCUCCGAGGCGGCAGGCUCCCUACUGGGAGACCCUUCCCCGCCAGCCUUUCUGCUUGUGACAUUCAGUGUCAUCCCAGCUGUCCCUACAGGGCACACAGCCACUAGUUCCAGAUCUAGGAGGCUGACCCCAGUAAUGAUUUAUUUGAAAGACAGAAUUAGAGAGACAGGGAGAGAUAUUGUCCAUCUUGCUGGUUCACUCCCCAAAUGACUGCAACAGCCGGGGCUGGGCCAGGCUGAAGCCAGGAGCCAGGAGCUUCUUCUGGGUCUCCCCACAUGGGGUACAGGGGCCCAAGGACUUGGGCCAUCUUCUGUUGCUUUGCCAGGUGCAUUAGCAGGGACCUAGAUAGGAAGUGAAGCUACAGGGACUCGAACUAGUGCCCAUAUGGGAUGCUGGCAUCACAGCCGUGGUUUAACCUGCUACACCACAACAUCAGCCCCACGAUUAUUCUUUUUUUUUUUUUUUUUUUUUAAAGAUUAUUUAUUUGAAAGUUACACAGAAAGAGAAGGGGAGACAGAGAGAGAGAGAGAGGUCGAGGUCUGGUCUUCCAUCUGCUGGUUCACUCCCCAAUUGGCUGCAGUGGCUGGGGCUGUGCUGAUCCAAAGCCAGGGGCCAUGAGCUUCCUCUGGGUCUCCCACACGGUGCAGGGGCCUAAGGACGUGGGCUGUCUUCUAAUGCUUUCCCAGGCCAUGGCAGAGAGCUGGAUUGGAAGUGGAGCAGCCGGGACUCGAACCGACUCUCAUAUGGGAUGCCAGCACUGUAGGUCGUGGCUUUACCUGCUACGCCACAGCACCGGCCUCGAUGAUUCUUUUUUAGUUAACCCAUUUCAUCGCCUACGUCGGGCCUCCAGGUACAUACUGCAGAAAAUAGAAAAGUGACAGGAAGCAGAGGAAGCAGAGGGCUCUUCAAAACUAAGUGGACGGAGGCUUUACAAGGGAGGGGGUCUCGGACAUUUCAGAGUGGGGCUUGCAGCCGAGGGUGAGGACGCUUCUAACCUUGGCCUCACCAGCGAUAACGAGAGCCACUGUGUGGCCCAGAGCUGCCUAGGUCCUGUUCCACAGCAGAUGACAGCAAAAAAGUGACCAUCUGGAAAAGCAGUGGAUGCCAGCACACGGUGGAAAACUUCAGUUUACGUUUUCGACAGAAUGAGCAAAUAUACAUACGGAUGAUAAAAACGUUUUUCUACAUUUAUUCUGAAGACGUGAAAUCAUGUACGUGGAUGAGCUGGUCAGUUACAACACCCUCUGAAGACAAAAAUAAGACAUACCUACUGUGAAUUUUAUAAGUCACAAAGGAUUAAUAAAUUUAGAAAAAUACCCCUGUAGGGGCCGGUGUGGCUCAGCUGCCAGCAUCCCCUGAGUGAGUGAGGUUCGAGUCCUGGCUCCUCAAUUUCCAACCUGCUUCCUGCUACUGCACUCGGGAAGGCAGCUGAUGAUGGUCCAAGUGCGUGGGCCCCUGCAAAUCCACAUGGGAACCAGGGUGGAGUUCCUAGCUCCUGGCUUCCGCCUGCCCAGCUCUGGCUACAGCAGUGUUCUGGGGAGUGAACCAGCAGAUGGAAGAGUGUGUGUGUGUGUGUGUGUGUGUCCUUCUCUGUCACUCUGCCUUUCAAGUUUUUAAAAAUAAAAAGAGGGGGAAGGAGAGGGAGCCAAUCAUGCAGAGAGGGUCCAGUGUUUAUAAACUGAUAAUGUGUCUUCUUAGGCUUCACGAAUGUUGUCGGGAAAGAUGUUGAGAGAGGUACGGAGACAGAGCGCCCCGCCCCGCCCCACAGCGCCCCUCCCGCUGCUGUGGCCACUCCGUCGGUCCCUUCAGUGUGCAGCUGCUUGAGUCUUCCAAGGCCAACUCCAGCUCACUGGAUACAUUUCUGUGGCCAUGUCUCCUUUCUCCUUGAGGGCCGUUGUCAAGAUGGCAUCACCGUCAGAAAAGGGGCCACAGCGAAUCCGGCUAAAGAAAGAACUUUCAGCCACCAAGAAAGACCGCGUGAAUCAUUGUCUCACAAUAUGUGAAAACAUAGUGGCACAAUCUCUCAGCGGGUAAAGCUGCCGACUGCAGUGCCGGCAUCCCAUACAGGUGCCAGUUCAAGAUUGGCUGGUCCACUUCCUGUCCAGCUCUCUGCUAUGGCCUGGGAAAACAGUAGAAGAUGGCCCAAGUCCUUGGGCCCCUGAACCCGUGUGGGAGACCCGGAAGAAGCUCCUGGCUCCUGGCUUCGGAUUUGCACAGCUCCAGCUGUUGCGGCCAUCUGGGAGUGAACCAUCGGAUGGAAGACCUCUCUCUGCCUCUCCUCUCUCUGUGUAACUCUGACUUUCAAAUAAAUGUUUAAAAAAAUC
Oryctolagus cuniculus (rabbit) is the source of this 8697-nucleotide messenger RNA. RefSeq names its product G protein-coupled receptor kinase 4 (gene GRK4). Gene Ontology annotation, biological process: signal transduction; regulation of signal transduction; protein phosphorylation. Gene Ontology annotation, molecular function: ATP binding; G protein-coupled receptor kinase activity. Gene Ontology annotation, cellular component: cytoplasm. Lineage: Eukaryota; Metazoa; Chordata; Mammalia; Lagomorpha; Leporidae. The record is from RefSeq and is a predicted model, not a curated record.